This is a messenger RNA of Drosophila elegans, 1824 nucleotides long. RefSeq names its product esterase B1. The record is from RefSeq and is a predicted model, not a curated record. The transcript has 4 exons. The coding region runs from base 142 to 1767 and encodes 541 amino acids. Lineage: Eukaryota; Metazoa; Arthropoda; Insecta; Diptera; Drosophilidae.
UGUGCAGCAAAUUUACCAUUGUUCGAGAUACGAGAACGAUCAGAGUAUUUUUAGGUUGAUAAGCUCCGGCUAUCGGUGGUAAUCUUCAGUGUUUGUUAACUCGAGAAGGCAGUAUACGCUCGAUACUGCGGUUGAUCGGAGAUGACGGACGACUACACCGAAAGUUCGCCGGUAGUGUGUACUACUCAUGGAAAAGUACAAGGAACUCUGCUUAAAUCGCUGUACGACGAGCAGUUCUACGCUUUCGAUGGCAUCCCAUAUGCUGUUCCUCCGCUCGGAAGUCUGCGCUUCAAGGAACCGCAUGACCUGAAGCCUUGGCACGGAGUUCGAGAUUGCUCCAAGCCCUUGAACAAGUGCCUACAAGUGAGCUCCUACACCAAGUUGGUGGAGGGUUCCGAGGAUUGCCUGUAUCUGAAUAUUUCUGUGAAAACUCUGCUCGGCGAACCUAUGCCCAUCAUGGUCUAUAUUCAUGGAGGUGCUUUUAAGGGCGGCGAUUCUUCAAGACGAGCUUGGGGUCCUGACUAUUUUAUGAAGGAAAAUGUGGUCUAUAUAAGCAUUGGGCAUCGACUAGGGCCUUUGGGCUUUCUGAGUUUUGAGGAUCCCACACUAGAGGUCCCUGGCAACGCCGGUCUUAAGGACGUAAUCCUGGCCCUUCAGUGGAUCAAGGCGAAUGCGGCCAACUUCAAUGGCGACCCGGACAGAAUAACGAUCUUUGGCCACAGCUCCGGCAGCAUGACGGUUCAGCUGCUGCUGGCCAGUCCACGAACAGAAGGACUCUUCCACAAGGCCAUCCUUAUGGCGGGCUUCUCCAUGGAGCUGAAUCGUCUGCCUGAUAUGGAAUUCCGCCUGGCCAAACACCUGGGCUACGAGGGAGACAAUGUCGACAGCCAGGUCUUGCAGUUUCUCUUGAAGGCAGAUCCGCAUCAGCUCGCCUCAGCGGACUUUUUCACUCCGGCGGAGAAGAGUCAAGGCCACGUCAUGGCCUUUGUUCCCAGCGUAGAGCGAUAUGCCACCCCAAAGGCAGCUCUCCUAUCGGAGCCCGUCGACCUCCAGCGCACUGCAUGGAGUAACCGCAUUCCCAUCAUCCUGGGCGCCAACAGUGGAGAGGGUUUGACCAGCAUUAAUUUCAUCAAAACCAACCCUUCUUGGCUGAAGGACUUCCAGCACAACCCCGAGCGGGUGUUGCCGUGGACUCUGAGGAAUCGCUGUGAUCCCGGACUGCGGCGUCAGUUGGGCCAGGCGCUGAUCAACGACUUCUGCCAGGUUCACGGACACGAGCUGACUGCCAGCCACACGGACGCAUUUGCGGAUCUCUUCACCCAUAGCAUGGUGCAUGCCCUGGACCGACUAAUCCGAGCCAGGUUGUCCUAUGGCCAGGCACCCACUUACCUGUACCGCUUCGACUUCGACUCGCCGGACUUCAACUUCUACCGGAUCCGCUUCAUGGGGAAGGAGCAACGGGGAGUCGGCCAUGUGGACGAGCUGGGAUACAUUUUUGUGAUCCCAGCCACCUUUAAAUUGAACCCAUCUCGGCCCGAGUUCACCGCCAUCCGCCGCAUGGUGGCCAUGCUCGUGCAGUUCGCCGCCACCUCGGAUCCCAAUGCACCACUCACCAAGUCUCUGGUGGAUUGGAAGCCCGUCUCCCGGUUCGGCCAAAGAAUGGUGCUCAACAUCAGCGAGGAACUAAGGUUCAUUCCCCAACCAGAGAGGCCUAAGCUAAAGUUCUUCGAUCGGCUCUUCGAAAUGGCUGGAGUGCCUCUAUUUUAAGAGAUUCCUUCUAAUUGUUAAAUAAAAGAAAAUCAAUAAAAAAUACCUGAAAACGUA